GGUCAUGUAGCUAGCUAGCAACACCUCGCAACGGAGAGAGCUUGGUAUGUCGUAGUUACUAGUUAAAUUGAUUACUUCACACAGGCUGUAGCGCUUUGUGUAGCAUAAUACUCACAUUGUUAUCUUUAAACUUGAUGUUAUCUUUAUCAGCGAGACUCUUGGAAGAAGAGCUAUUGUUUCUCAGCUAGCCGUUUGAACUUAACGACAGUUGCUAAAGUCAGUUUGCCAGUCUAGGAAACAUGAACUGAUUAGCUUAAUUAGGCUACAACCAGGCGAGUUAGCAACACAACAUCAGCUGUAUGCGGUCUGAUAAACGAUUUCUAGGAUGGCGGGGGAGAGGAGCAAAGAGGACAUAGUUGCAGAAUACCUGGGCCAGAACCCGCAUCUGGCCCAAUGGGUCGAAACUUUCAGGACCUACUGUGAGAGCAACAAGCAGUGGAGCGCUCGAAGAGAGUUCAUCCUGAGAAACAUGGAGGCUUUCCCUACCGUGGAGCCUGGAGUCCCCAGCAGCAGUCUGGACAGGCUGCUGUCUCUGUCCAUGGUCUGGGCCAAUCACGUGUUCCUCGGCUGCAGCUAUCCACAGGCUGUCAUGGACAAGAUCAAGGAUAUGGGUGAGGGGAUAGUUGUUGAAGAUGCUCCAGUUCACAAAACGACAAAAGAUGGAAUCCUGGCCAGAGGAAAGAGGAGUGCCCCAGCUGAAGGUGAUGCUGAUGGCUGUUUGAAAAGAGCCAAAUGUGGAGCUAAUGAGCUCGACGGUCGACCUACAGGGAGAACAGCUACGCGGCCUGCGAGUCAGAAAUCAGGACCUCCUCCACAGGCUCCAGCAGAGCACCAGCCCUUCUUCAACCGCCUCUACAAGGCCGUGGCCUGGAAGUUGGUGUCCGCAGGGGGGUUUGGUCCAAACUUGGACCAUUUUGAAAUACUUCGCAGCUGUGUAGAGUCAUGUAAAGAGACCCUGACCUGUGUGUUUGUGCCACUGAAGGACAUCGCUGGCCUCCCUGCAGGUCGCACACAGAAGGAAGGCCACGUGUGUGAGAUCCGCUGUCAGAAUGUUUACAUGGGGACAGGAUACGGGCGUGAUGAGUCUGCUGCCAAAGCCAUGGCUUCCAAAGAGGCCCUAAAAGUCUUUCAGGGGCGAAAAGUGACAGUAAAGAUCUGCAGACGGAGAUACAAAGGGAAAGACGUGGAGGAUGUGAUGCUGUUGGACGAGCAGCCUCGGAGUCAGGGCUUUCCUCCUGCACUCAGCUACCCUUUUCAGGACGAGCAGCUGGAAGAAGGUUCGUCAUAGAGCAGACAGUUUGUGACGUUUGCCCUGCUGUGAUGCCUGUUGGGAGCAAAGACAAGUGACAUUUACUUAAUGGGAAACUUUGGUGUUUUCAGCCUGGACCCUGUUGUCCCAGGGUUGUGUGUCUAAAUGACUAAUAGAGACAACAAUUUAAAAAAUUGGUUGAGUAUUGAGCGUGAGCGCUGUAGACGAAAAACGGGCUGCAAGGGCAAUUGUGCACUUUCAGUGUUCAUCCACUAAUAGUGCUUGUUUUUGCCACUGAUAGGCUUAGCUUGUUCUUUCUAAGUGUCUGAGAGCGUCAUGGAAAGACACACAGAAAAGAAAAUGUUUUCUUUCCCUUUCUCUACAACUUGGGCAUUCAUUCUCUGUGGGCAGAGGGUCUCAGCACCCACAGGAACACCAGCUCUCUCCUGGGCUUCACAACCUUGCAGCAGCUUGUCACACUUUGUCUGCUGCCCUUUUCUCUCUCUUUUCCUGUCUUCUUCAUCUGUAAACUCUGGGUCAAAUAACUACUGGCCAUUAAAUUCAAAGGCCUUAUCCACAUUGUCAAAAUCAGCUAAAUAUGUGAUCUAAAAUACUCAACUACAGUCCGUAAUGUUCAGAUUCUUAUAAUAACAAUCUAAGUUUGUCAGUAGAAAAUAGAGUACUUUUAGUGCACAUAUAUUGCCAAUGCAUGAUUGCCUGUGAAGCCUGUGGCUGCUCAUUCAAUACUGGACAAAUUUGUAAAAAAAAAACAAAAAAAACGUGUCACUCAGACAGAAAAACCUGGUGAAAUAGUGUCCAGGUUGAAACGUUUCCCUUUAAUGGAGCUACUGAAGGAAUUCAUGACCGUGUCGGGACCAGACUGUUAUGCAGCUGCACAUCAUUAACUAGACUUCGGAAACAUUGACUCACAUAGAGCGUUAACUAUCUCAGUGCAUUUUCCUCAAUACUUUGGUAUCAAAAAACAGGUGGCUCAUUGUGAGACAAAUAUCUGGGAUACAUCACAUAAACAACCGGAAUUAAUCUUAUACUGUACUGAAGCGUGGAGAUGGAGCAUGUGCCAUCAUUAAAAAUCAAACAGCCACAAACUGGCAAAAAGCUCAACUGCCAGAAGAGUUAAAAAGGAAGGAAAGAUUAAAUGCCACCUGGGUGUUGUAGGAGAAUGAGUUGGUUUAUAUUGAUGUGAUUACAAAUUUUUUUUUGGCCAUCAGAUUAGGAGUAGAGUGUGUAUAUUUCCCUUUUUGUUCAUUCCUGUCGUGACGGGUUUUCGUUUUGGUGAUUUAAUGAGUGUAACUGGCUGCAGCAGUCCAAAAGACAGUGGCUUUUUGGUUUGGUUAGAAUCCCACUGAUCAGUUACAAGGGAAACAAAAGUCACACAGACAAACCAAUAACUUGUCUUUUUAUCGUUUUGAUUAUCACUCUGCCAGGGUCCACAUUUACAACAGGAUAGAAAAAUAAAAGAUAAAACAGUCACUGCAACUUUUUCUAAACAUGAUGGAUUUGUCUUCAGUGUUCAUACCCGUUAAGAACACAUACAAAUACAUGAAUAUGAGGUUUAAUCCAGACUUUAUUUUGGAUAUUAUUUUUCAUGUGACUGUUGGAUGUGAAAUGUAAACGUUUUUUUCCCCUAAUUGUACCCAAUCAACUCUGAAUUUUACAAAUGUUUCUGUAAGAGGUUGGGAUUGUGUUUUCUGAUGACCCAAACUUCAGCUGUUAAAGAGCAGGACACGACCUCACUGAAGUUAUUUGGUGGCCCCCAUGUUUGAUUCUCACUUUUCACGCUUUUAGAGAUGACUACACGCUGAGUUUCUGCAAACAAAGUAUUAGGGCUGUCCUCGACUUAGUCAGUCUUUGAUUUUGUCAAAAAUUAUCACCACUUUAAAUCUUGUGUUUCCCAAUUAAGUGUGCAGAAAAAAAGGCAGAAAAAGUUGACUAAGACCAAAAAAAACAAUUAGUCGACUAAUGCACUAAAGGGGGCAGCCCUACAGAGUGUUUGAGUUCCUACAGUAUGUUUCAAAUUAAUUUGAGGUGUACUUUAUUGUUUUCAGCUUUUGUGUUCUUCUUAAAUACACGGCCACCUACAGUACCCAUCGUUCUGUACACAAGUACUAAAGGCUACUGCUUUUUAAUUUCCUUCCAUUAUUUUACUUCACUGAUUAAAGAAACACACCGAGACCCUCACUAUGUUGAAAAUGUUGUCACAGUUUUCUUUGCACACAGUUUGAUCCAGCGUGUGCAGUUACGAUGUGUUUGAGGGUGAAGUGCUGCUGUGAUGUGUGAUUUUCUUUUCUCCAGUUUGGGUUGAAGGUGAACAGGGUUGCAUUGAAGUGUGAGUAUCCACACUGUUCCAUGUUACUGUAUGUUUUACACCAGUGGUCCUGUUUCUAUAUAUUGUUUAAAUAAACAUAAUUUAACCGAG
Molecule: messenger RNA, 3686 nt
Organism: Centropristis striata (black sea bass)
Lineage: Eukaryota; Metazoa; Chordata; Actinopteri; Perciformes; Serranidae
Gene: cdkn2aip
Product: CDKN2A interacting protein
Exons: 4
Coding region: 326-1288 (320 amino acids)
Cellular component (GO): nucleolus; nucleoplasm
Source: RefSeq, a predicted model, not a curated record